Messenger RNA from Lathyrus sativus (Indian pea), 1479 nucleotides. NCBI's taxonomy places the organism in Eukaryota, Viridiplantae, Streptophyta, Magnoliopsida, Fabales, Fabaceae. The record is from the annotation of a GenBank genome assembly.
AUGGAACUAACCAUGGCGAAACACGGUUUUCUAAGAAACAUUCUCGUUCGCGUGUUUUCCUUCGCUGUUCUCAUCUUCGCAGCACGUUUCGCAAUUAUCGUCACCGUCCGCGGCGGAUCCUGCGACUCUUCUGAUUUCUGUUUCUUUUCCGAAAAUCUGAAUGUCACCGCUCCCUCUCAUCUCGCCGGCACAGGAGAUCCAUUUUCCGGCAAGAAUUGGCGCCGCUCCGUCGAAUACUACGCCGCUAGUUUCCAGGAUCUGGUCGCAGAGGGUUCGCUCUCGCCGAAUUCUAAAGCUCUCUGUAUCGAUACUCCCACCGGAGAAGACGUGUUAGCAUUGAAAGAAAUCGGCGUGGUUGAUUCCGUCGGGAUUUUCAAGAAACCGUCGCCGCCGUUGAUCGUUCAUGGAGAAGGCCACCGGCAUCCUUUCCCUGAAGACUCCUUCGACUUCGAAUUCUCCGGCAUUGGCGGCUUGGAAAAUACCCCUAAACCGGCGGAAUUCGCCGCGGAAAUCUCCCGGACUCUCCGACCCGGCGGAUUCUUGGUAGUUCACACGGCGGCCAGAGACGCUUAUAGCUUCAAUUCAUUCCUCGAAUUAUUCAGUUUCUGUGAGUUGAUCAGAACAAGAGAGAUAAACGGUGUUGAUUCAUCGACAAUUCUCGAGAUUCUGAUGAAAAAGAAAAUCCCCAAUUUCAAAACCCUAAAUUCACCCCCAAUUUUCAAUUCAGUGAAAAAAUGCUCUUUUCCAAGGUACAAACGUGAAAUAGUGAAAACUGCAGAAACAUUGAUACUACAAGAGCCACUGAAACCUUGGAUUGCACUGAAAAGAAACUUGAAGAACAUAAAGUACUUAACUUCAUUGGUUGAUAUAAGUUUCAAGAACAACUAUGUGUACGUUGAUAUUGGAGCUAGAAGCUAUGGUUCAAGCAUUGGAAGCUGGUUCAAGAAACAAUACCCGAAACAGAACAAAACAUUCGAGGUUUAUGCAAUUGAAGCUGAUAAAACCUUUCAUGAAGAGUACAGAACAAAAAAGGGUGUAACUUUGUUACCCUAUGCAGCUUGGGUUAGGAAUGAGACACUGUUCUUUGAGAUUACAAGAGACCCAAGUAAGAAAAUCAUGAUGAAUGGUAGAGGAAUGGGGAGGAUUAACCCGGUUCAAACAUCUUCGAGCCAUAUGGGUGAUAAGGAUAAGAUUCAAGGCUUUGAUUUUGCUGAUUGGUUGAAAAGUGUUGUUACGAGUAAGGAUUUUGUGGUUGUGAAGAUGGAUGUUGAAGGAACUGAGUUUCAUUUGAUACCUAGGUUGAUUCAAACCGGGGCGAUUUGUUUGAUUGAUGAGCUUUUUCUUGAGUGUCAUUAUAAUAGGUGGCAGAGAUGUUGUCCUGGUCAGAGAAGUGCUAAGUUUCAGAAAACAUAUUCUGAGUGUUUGGAUUUGUUUACUUCACUCAGAAAUAUUGGAGUUCUUGUUCAUCAGUGGUGGUGA